This is a messenger RNA of Fusarium musae, 876 nucleotides long. RefSeq lists its product as uncharacterized. The record is from RefSeq and is a predicted model, not a curated record. Bases 1 to 876 code for a protein of 291 amino acids. Gene Ontology annotation, molecular function: protein binding. The transcript has a single exon. NCBI's taxonomy places the organism in Eukaryota, Fungi, Ascomycota, Sordariomycetes, Hypocreales, Nectriaceae.
AUGUCGUCUACAUCCUGCAGCACCAGCUCCUCCUCUAACGAGUCCUUGGUCGGCGAUAUUCCCAUUGUCUGUUACCACAGCUCGGAAGAAACUCAUGGAUCAACGGAUGACCUUGUCCAUGCGGUUCUUGCCGGCAAUAUCCCUCGGGUUCGCCAUCUCUCGGAGAUAGGAUUCGUCGUAUCAGUGGCCGACUCGUGGGUAGUCUACCAAGCAUGCCUUCAAGGAAUCAGAAUGAUGUAUGCUCUGAACAUGAAUCCAAGAUCCAAAUUGAACCGAGUCAUGCCUUGGCAAAUGGGAGACCGUGUUUUUCACUUCCUCUUGCGCACACCUUCGGAUCGAUUCUUAGGAUCCAAAGUGCUAGCCAUCGUCUAUCUUAUCCAGCACGGAGCCCAUGUUCUUGAGAAAGAUCGGCUUGGAAACACAGCCCUCCACAUUCUCGCAGAGGUACCAACUCAAGACGACACAGAUGGCUUUGGUAUCGCCAAGGCUCUACUGGACAAAGACGACGGCAAUUUUGUCUCCGAGAGUACACGAGAGGCAUGCAUUUCCCACAUCGAUAAUCGAAACACACCCCUAGAAGCUGGCGAAGGAAGUACGGCCUUGAUGAACGCCGUGACACAUGGCCACGUAGAAUAUGCCCAAGUUCUUUUGGAGCAUGGGGCUAAUCCUCAUCUCAUCGGGCCUUUGUACCAGCCGCCCUUGUAUCAUGCCGUUAUUCGAGAUUUCCCGGCAGUGGCUAGUGUUCUUUUGAAAUUUGGGGCUGUGGUGACCAAGGAGAUUGAGGAGGAAAUCCGAUCCAGCGAAAUGGCUGAGAUAAUUCAAGGGUACAAAGAGAACCAAGCAUACAGUGGUAGCCCGGAGGUCUCAGGAGAGUAG